Amoebophrya sp. A120 is the source of this 895-nucleotide messenger RNA. Lineage: Eukaryota; Dinophyceae; Syndiniales; Amoebophryaceae. The record is from the annotation of a GenBank genome assembly.
CGAGUACCUUCGUACCAGGCCGAAGCCCCGCCCCUACAAUCGAAGGGCGCGGAUGGGGCCGAGUUGCCUUGCGAGUUGGGGGGCCAUUCAUACCCGCGACGGAGUUGGGGGGCCAUUCGCGCCCAUUGGUGGCGAAGAAUGAAGCUGGAGGGGUUGGAGGCAGCAGGGCCGCGAAGAGGCAGCGGAAGCGAAUCGCUUUGCGCGCCACGAAAGACGCAGGCACCCGGCGGAGGGUCGGCAGGUGCCGGCUGCGCUUCAGAUACCUGGGGAAGCUAGCCGCGCCGGUGGGAGCGCCCAAAGGCGCUGCGGGCGGCUUUUUCGCUUCGAGUUUCAUCAAAACAGCCGAGACCGCCCGCGGUAAGGCGGCGAAACAGCGGGCGCGGCUUCUCGCACACCGCGAGCGUGCGUUGCGGAAAAAGGGAAAAAAAGGCGAGCCGUGCGCGACGCGACCGACGCGACGCCGCCGCGCGGCUUGGGGCCGGGCCAUUGCGGCGGUACUUGGGGAAGGGCUGUGCCCCUUAAGCACUGUCCUGGAAAGAGCUCGCGCCGAAGCUCCAAGGAAGACCAGGCACACCGCUACACCUUAGCAGGCGGUAGCGAACAUGUUGGCAGCAAGCGGCCGACUUCGUGACGCUACUCAGCAAGGGCGCGACGUACCCGAAAGCUCUGAACUUGGUGGGAGAGAUCCAAGGGAUGGCCACGGAUGCGCUGGAGACUGUGGAGCGCAGCAUGGGGCUGAUCUUUUUCCGAGCGCUCGAGAAGCACAUGGCGAACUUCUGGCGGAGCGAUAAAAUUGCGGACGGCUGGCUGCGCGGGAAGAUCUCGCCGGAACCGGCCCGCUACCCCUACCGGCCAACUCCUUGCAUUUUCGCGGCCCGCCGAGGCCCGGCGCCCC